Bipolaris oryzae ATCC 44560 is the source of this 885-nucleotide messenger RNA. RefSeq lists its product as uncharacterized. NCBI's taxonomy places the organism in Eukaryota, Fungi, Ascomycota, Dothideomycetes, Pleosporales, Pleosporaceae. The record is from RefSeq and is a predicted model, not a curated record. The transcript is spliced from 4 exons. The coding region runs from base 1 to 885 and encodes 294 amino acids.
AUGGUCUUUUGCCUUGAGCUCCUUGUCGCUGGCUCGGCCGUCUGUCCAGGCGGCUUGCAGGCGAGAGUGGACUGCGGCCGUGGCAAAGACCAAUUCGGGUUGAGUACGCGACAUCCGAGCCCAGAUUGCGCUUUAAUUAUUGCCAGUUGGACAGGAAUGGACACAGACCCCACUGCACGAGAACGCGAUGCUCUCCAUGACCAAAGGCUGAUACAUUCCUACAGCACACAAGGCGCCCGUGCCAUGAACCCUGUUCGAGAGUAUUGGAAAAUAGAAGCUUCGUCAUGUGCUGAGGCGAUGCAGUGGCCUGACUCGCACCCCGUCUCCCAUCCUGUAUCUAUUCUGGCCAGCUUGGUGGUGGAGGUCGAGGUGGAGGUGGAGGUGGAGGUCGAGGGACUGCAAGUAGCAGCAGGUAGCAAGUGCCAGGUCAUUGUCCACACCUCUCUUCGACUACAAAGUCUUUUUCGAGUACCUGGACUUGUCUGUUCCCACCCAGCCCCCGGCCUUGGUUGCCAUCAAGUAAUGAUGCCAUCGAUUUCCCGGUCACGUUUGCCUGAUGAUGCCAUCAGUCGUGGUACGGCGUGGGCCAGCAUGUUGCUCUCGACCAAACUUUUGGAGCGCAUGCUCGAGCAUCACGUCGACACAAUGUUGGCACUAGCCACGACACGGAUGCGAACUCUUGGUUUGGCGCCUAAGGCGAUAGGUUGGGCUGAGGAGGUGCCAACUGUCAAGUCUGAGUGCAUGGCCGCGGGCCUGCUUGUUCCAGAGGUCGAGGCUGGCACCGUUCGCAUGGUUGGAGCAGGGAUAGAGGCGGACUCUCCCGUGCGCCGUGCUACGAGUCCCGUGAUGCACCGGGAUGCAAAAGCCCUUGCCCGUCCUUUUUGA